Hydractinia symbiolongicarpus is the source of this 1212-nucleotide messenger RNA. RefSeq lists its product as uncharacterized. The record is from RefSeq and is a predicted model, not a curated record. NCBI's taxonomy places the organism in Eukaryota, Metazoa, Cnidaria, Hydrozoa, Anthoathecata, Hydractiniidae. The transcript has 2 exons. The coding region runs from base 688 to 1131 and encodes 147 amino acids.
AACUACCCCAUGACAAAUUUUAGGCCAAGAGUUCUUGCAAUUAUUAGUUAUUAUGUCUUUCUCAUUUAAUCACCCACAGAUUAAAAAACCGUCUGUAUAUUUAGGUCAAAUAAAACCUUAUAAAAUUCCUGUUAUAACAAAUUUGUGUGAACUUUUGUCAUCGAAAAGACAAUGAUAUACCAAAAGGUGCAUUGUAGUUCACUUAAAAAGGCGAAAAUGAACGAGAUUUAUUUAGAGUAACUUUUUUUGAGAAAUUUUUUUAACAACUAACUUGUCGGGUCGAAAGUUAUGUUGCUUAUGGAAGAUACGCGUAUAUGAAAUGAGUAUAUUGCGUCUAGACUUUAAAGCUUAUCGUUUGCGGAAAGCUCAUAUGAAACCAACUUGUUUUGUCAUAAUGCAAAAGAUAGAAUUCUUGGAAUGUUACUGGCUUGAAAGCUUACUGAAUAAAUUAUUUUAUUUUGUUUAAAUGUGGCUACACAUAAAGGAGAUUAAAAUGCGAAUAACACAAAUGAAUUCAUUUUUAGUGGGGAUUAGUUGCAUCUCCACAAGAUUAUACAUAUCUCAAUAAAUUUGCACACAAGGUUAAUAGGCGAUGGCAAGAGAAACAAAGUCAGAACGCUGAUCAACGAAGAGCCAUAAGAUACAUCGUUCCAUUUCGUCUAAUAUUGUUCUGGUGCAAGGAACAUAAUGUCUACAAUAAAAUUGUAUCAUUAUACAACUAAAGAAGGCGCUGAAGGCAUCCUCGAAUCUGGUUGCUUGAAAAAAUCAGAAAAAGCUGUCAAGGAUGCCGUCCUUGGUGAUGGAGUUUAUUUUACUUCUAUAGCCCCGAGGAGUGUAACAAAACAGAAAAUUGCCCAAAAUAACUGGGACGUUGGAACAAGUUCUGCUAUGCAACUUGUCAAAGAUGGAAAACUGGAUUUCUACAUAAAAAUCAAAUUUAAAAAAAAUGAUCCAAAGUUAGAAGACGUUAGUCACCUUUCCAGAGAUAUAUGGCUGUACCGUGACGAUGUUGUCCUGCCCAAAUUUGAUUAUACAAUUGAAGAAUUUAAUGACAUCGAUCCAAGAGAAUUUUUUAAUACUUUAUCUGAAAUACUUGGUUCCCUAGUAAACAGAGUAAUAACAGCCAAAUAACUAUUGACAACCAUUUUUAAUAGAAAUUACUUUCUUUAUUCUGGUGUAAUAGAAGCUUACAUAUAGAUUAAAAAUAUUCCA